Strongylocentrotus purpuratus (purple sea urchin) is the source of this 4223-nucleotide messenger RNA. Its product is annotated as ras-related protein Rab-8B-like. NCBI's taxonomy places the organism in Eukaryota, Metazoa, Echinodermata, Echinoidea, Camarodonta, Strongylocentrotidae. The coding region runs from base 533 to 1234 and encodes 233 amino acids. Gene Ontology annotation, biological process: endocytic recycling. The record is from RefSeq and is a predicted model, not a curated record. The transcript has 7 exons. Gene Ontology annotation, cellular component: endosome membrane; plasma membrane. Gene Ontology annotation, molecular function: GTPase activity; GTP binding.
AUUCUGCUGCCCUGCUGCACAGAAACAAGUUCGCCUUCGUCCAAACUUGGCGUGUACUUGGUUAUAAAUACACUCUUCAAUGAUUAACUGCGACCGAUUCUAACGGAAUCUCAUAUCUAUUGUUGAGCUAGUGUAAAUAAACCAAUUGAAAUCGACGUUACGGGAUCGAUAGGUCGUUGCAUCCAUGUGCUGCAAUUGACAAAGCUCACUGUUAGCAGAGCUGCUCUUUGUCUGCGGUGAAGACAAUGCAAUCGUCUGGUACCUUGUCGAGAUGUUUUGAAACAGUCCAGAGAACUUGGCGGGACUACUCCUGAGGCAUAUCGCAUGUCCUCAUCCCACUAAAACAUCAUCUGUCUACCUCGCUACCUGUACUGCAUCUCUUUAAAGGCUGUACAGCCCUUCAGAGAUUACCAAAACAAGAAGACGAAGAAGAACUUGUUAACAGUAGCCACGAUAGUUGCGGUCCGGACUUCACGAGUUGCGGCGGAUUUGGUUAAUGUUUUGCCGUUGAUGACUCAUCUCACUUUCCAUCAUGGACUGUCAGAACUGGCAGCAGUGCCAUCGACCACGAUCGAUGUCGACACCGUACCCUCAUUUCUGUCCACCCAUUGACGAUCCAGCUGACUUUUCAUUUAAGAUACUCGUCAUAGGAGAUACGUGUGUCGGCAAGACUAGUUUCAUCAAUAUGUUCUGUGAACACGUUUUUAAAGAAAAUGGCACAGGAACGAUAGGAAUGGACCUAAAAAAGAACAUCAUCAAUGUUGAUGGAAAGAAAAUCAGGUUACUUGUAUGGGACACAGCAGGUCAAGAAAGAUUUCGAACUCUUACAACAGCGUACUAUAGAGGCGCCAUGGGCAUCAUCAUUCUCUACGAUGUAACGAGAGAGACUUCAUUUGAUCAUGUGACUAGUUGGCUUGACGAUAUUGCCCGUAAUGUUUCUCCCGACAUAUGCAAAGUCCUGGUUGGGAACAAGAGCGACUUCACUAGAGCAAGAAGAGUGCCAAGCAAACGAGCAAUAACGUUAUCAGAAGCAUUUAACUUUCCUUACAUCGAGGCGAGUGCGAAGACCGGUGAAAAUGUUGAGAACGUCUUCGAGACUCUUACAAGACAGAUGCUUGAUAGGUACAACAAAAAGAUGAAUACAAAUCGACCUCUUUUACCACGCCCAACGACAACAGAGAAAAUUGAACUACUUGCCAAGAAAAAGAGCACAUUUUCUGUAUGCUCCUGCUGAAAGCAGAUAUGAGUUGUGUCUUGAAAGAAUUCAAAAACUUGCUGAUCUUCGCAGAUACAGGUCGAUUGAGCCUGUCUCUUGAAAGCUGGUAGAUUGAACAGUAUUAAAGACUUUUCGCUGAAUGAUCAAACUUCUUUGAAAGACAAAGUGGUGGAUGGAAACAGUUUGCGAACGUGACAAUGUUUUCUUUCUUUCGGAACCUGCAUGUACACGCAUGUGGUCCUUCUAUAAUAUUGUGAAAAUAACUAAGUGAAUUAACGCCAAGGGCCAGAUUCUCGAAUGUCUAACAUCAAAGAGGACUGCUGUAUGGCCGAGAUGUUAGAAUCUACACAUUCGAAUUACCAUCUUCAUUACUAGAAAUCAUCUAAGGACCAGCUAUAGUGAGCGAAAGAUAUCUGUAUCGUCAUCAGCAUGGCCUAGGUGCCACUUCAUAACCCAGUUCUCUUCACUCGCUGCAGCUCUAUGACGUCUUACACGACGUCACUCAAAGCUUUUUUUCACUUUAUAACACUGGCGUGCUUUUUGCUGUUAAACUCAGAAGACAAAGUUCUACUUAUAGCUCAAUAUUAUAUUUCAGAAUGUAAAUGAAGCAACUAUGUUAUAAAAAAGAUGAGAUGAAUCUAGUUUCUUACGACGAGCAAUUACAUGACUAAAAGGCAAAUUAUUUUCUCCGUGAUAUUGAUACAACUCACUUAAGUGCCUUUGUUGCCUUCGUUUAAUUGCAAUAUUUAUUGGCAUCCUUCAAAAGGACCCAGCAAAGUUUUAAAUUAAGAAAGAAAUAUGUUUCCAAAUUCCAGUGUAUUUUAUUUCACUAUUACUAUCAAAUAGACAUCUUGUGGUAUCUUUUACGAGUUCAAGUUAAUAUCAAGAUAAUAAAAUGUUGGGUUUCCGGUAUUAAAAUGCAUGGAUGUUUAUUUUGUACAGUCACUAUCAGAUAAUUUCAUUUUGAAAUGAAACUGUCGUCAUCAAGGUUUUCACCCUCGAGUAUUAUUAUUUAAUAUUUCUUUUCUUUUUCUGUUUAUGUGCAUGUGCAAUAAAAUGUUUCAGUAGAAGGUAGUAGCAAGUAUGUAGCAUCGAUACGUUAAUACGUGAAUUGAUGGAUAUAUUUCAAUUUAGGUAAAUGGCAAACUAAAUCGGAGCCAAAUAUUACAGAAUAUAAAUAACUGAUUGUUUUAUACUUAAAAAGUCGUUUUGAAUUAUCCGUAGUGACUAAUCGAAAGUACUCCUUGAGUUAAGAUCAUGACGCAAAGUGAAUUUGUACAGAAUUCAAAUCGAAACCGUCCAAAAAUAUACAAAUAAAAUGAUUCCUGCCAAACGAUUUUGAUAUAUAUAUAUACAUAACACUUAUGUUAUAAAUGAAACAGUAAGAAAGAUUCCGAUAAAUCAAGCCAGUCGAUCCGAAAUACAUACACGGCAUUGGGGUCUCAUAUUAUUAUAAAGGUGCAAAUGAGAGUUGUCAGUGAAAAACUUUUUUUCUGGCAAAAAUCGUUUAACUUUCCCUGGAUUUGCUGGUCUAAAACUCUCUAAAUGCAUAAAAAGGAAUUCGGAAUAGUUUUGAGCUACCAUUAUCAGAACUCAAGAUUUGAUCAUGGACUAUAAAUAGACGAGGUACUACAUUCCUCACAAUCUUUGUUAUGCUCAUUGUCUUAUUCAAAUAAAAAUCACGCGAUCUACUUUAUUGUACGGGCUAUCCCACUGUUCUCAGUGGAAUAAACAUUCACCUUUAAUAAUCCAUAGUAGGCCUAACCUGCUUUAAAAAACAUUUAUGAUGGCUUUCUGGGAAAUGACUCAUUUGGCAGCACUUAUAAGGAGUAUGGAAGUAUCUUAAAGCAAACACUGCGCUUGAUAUUACCAUUUUCGAUUGACAAAUCGUUAUAUUAAUUUUCUACCUUUUGCACCAAUUUUGUUCAUUUGAAUGUAAUUUGUAUAUUUUGUAAAACUGUAAACUUUUGUAAAUAGACUUUUGUUCACGGCCCUGGUAAGAACAACUUUACAUGUUUUAGUGCGAAGUAUGACGUUUGACGUCGUUGAACAAAGCAUAUAUGCAAAUAAGUUAUAAUAGAAUGUAUCAAAGCAAUUUGUAUUAUGUCGUAAACGAAGCGCUAUAUUUGAUAGAAAAUUACACGUGAUAAAAGAUACAAGUAUCUUCAAAUGACCGUAGAAAGAUAUCUUCAUUUUGCAAUGCUUCCUUAACCGUAGAAUGAAUUUCAACAUUUCGAAAACUAAAAUGUAGCCUCCUUGUAUUAGUAUCAGGUAUUGAGAGGGCUGUGUCUCCGCACUUGAAUUAAAAUAGAACCAUGUCCUAUAUUUGUACUCUCACUCUUGCACACAAACUUUAAAGAAAGACAUGAGAGAUAACUUUUCAAGAGUUGUUUAGGAAGUGGCAAUCGAAAAUCUCUUUCACUACUUCAACUGUUUAAUUGCGCAACCGUGUUAAGAUAAUUCACGCUGACUGAAAAAAAAGUGAUUUUAAAAGUCGCUAAAACUAACAAAAUAUAUAAGUAUGUUUCUAUAUGCGCUUGGGAAGAAAAAGAAGAGAACAUAAAAAAGAAUUGAGGUUACUGAGUUCCUUUUUAUUUGUUUAAUUUUUGGAAUAAGUGUGUUGCAUUAUAAGUACGUGGGUGUAUAGAGUAUGGCAGCAAAACCAAAGUCCACGGUAUAUAAAAGCAACGUCUCCGCUUAUAUUAGUGGUUUUAUUUUCAAUUGAUAUCAAGCAUUACUUCUAUCUAUACAAAUUGUAAUAUUUGAAGUCAAAUAUACGUCACAUAUUUAAGUAUACAAAGGUAAGCCACAUACUAAUACACAUUUCAAAGACUCGGUAUGAAUAAGAAGAAUAUUAUGGUUGAGACAGACCAAGGAUAAAGGAUAUUUGUUUUGUGGGAUUGCGGUUUAUUCCGGUGUACACACCCUUUAUCUCUAUCAUUGGUAUAUGUGAUAUUCAAGAAAUAUAGUUGCCUUGCAACAAAUAAACAUACAUUAUCACUCAUAA